AUGAACUCUAGCGCGGAAUGCAGUUUGGAGUCGAAAAUGCGAGGACAAUGCUACGGUUAUUCCAUCUGUGGCUACUGCUACGACUUUGGCGAGACGCGUUCUAUUUCCAAAGAAUACGAGUGGUUCAAUUUGGUGAUUUCUCAUCCGAUUUUUUCAACAGUCAUACUAGGAGUAAAAAUAAAGCUCAAUAAAACUUCAUUUUAUUUUUGGCGACGAAAAAAGUUUUCUCGCAGUUUUUCGAACCAAGCCCUAGUUCUUUUCCUCUACGUAAUCAAAAUGUUAUUCUGAUACCACAAACCGCUGUAAUUGUGAGCAUCGGUUGCUUUUUUCAGCGCACACAUUCAAAAUUAAUCUCUUACUGUAACUUAGUCCCAAUUAAUAUGUAAUAAUGUCCUUUGGCCCGUUGAAAUUCAUGGGUCUUUCAAUCGUCCCAAAAACCAACUCUCAAUUUUCAUAGUUUUUAUUUUCUGCUACGAAAGACUUGGAAAAACAAUGAAAAUUUCAAUGUGUACAUGCAGAAACUGUGAAAUUACUACUUUUCAGAUGAUCAUUGGCGUGAUACUUCCUACCAUUGGCUGCCUUGGUCUCAUUGGGAACUCCCUGUCUGCCUUCACAUACUCGCGCCGAGAAAUGAUUUCCAGCCUCAAUGUGUUGGUUUUAAUAGGAAAAAAAAAUUCAAUUAGGUUUUUUUUCAAAAACGUAUGAAAUUAUCCAAAACUCAAGAGAAAAAGUUUAUUUGAUUCCGAAUCCUACUGGAGAACAUUUUGCACAUCGUUUUCAGGUAUCUUUUCGCAUUGGCUUGCUCGGACAUCGUUAUAAUCCUGACUUCUUUCUUCCUGUUUUUUCUGGAAAACAUGCGAAAAAGAUCUGAAUGGGCAACUUACUACUUUGCUGUGUUAUCUCCCGUGAUGUACCCGAUCGCCCUGACCGCCCAAUCCCUAUCUGUUUUCAUCACUGUCGCCUCCGCAUUUGAUUGUUUCGUUCUCGUUGGAGCAAAGCAAAAGUUCAGAAAACAGUUUUGUUCUGUGCAAACCUCAAUUGUGGUAUGUUUUAGGUUGCAAUAGACCACUUUCUUCUUGGAUAUGAGAGAAUAGUCCAAAAGUAUCUGUUCCAGGUACUUGUGUCAAUUGUUUUGAUCGCUUUCAUAUACAACUCGCCCCAUAUGUUUGAAAUUUAUGUUAUCGACUGCUGGAGCACUAUGUACAAUACAACUUCAAAAGAUGUUUGUCCUACACCUCUGCGGACGAAUCCGGUUAGUUUCAAGUUUCUCUUUUCUGGAAAAAGGUUCAACAAAAGUAAAGAAAACGAAAAAAAAGCUUUAUUCAGUUCGAAAAAAAAGAAUACACCUUUUCACAUUAGCAUAUGAUUUUUUGCACGAAACAACAUUUUUCCAGAGACGUCAGCUGCUUUUUGAGUUUUGAAUAACACAAAAACAAACAGAGAAUGUGGUUAUCCGGUGGAGUUUCCGUGAGGCAUUUCUUAUAAAGCAAUUUUGUAACUGCCAAAACAGCAGCGGAAAACAUAUGGACGACAAAAUCAUGUGAAUUGAAAAUCUUCGUUAUUAGGAAUUGAAAUUUUAUUUUUUUCGCAUAUCUAGUCGUCCAGAUGAAAUCCAGACAGAUGCUUUUUCCUUUAAUUUAGGCGAAAGUUUUUAAUUGAAAAUACCAGGAAGUUGCAAAAGUCUUGAACUGAAAAAAGUGCAAAAUAAUUUCAGGACUACUUGACGAUAUACUACGCGUACAUGUACACAAUCAUGAUGGCGGUAGGUCCAGUGGUCCUUCUGGUGGUCAUCAACACGGCAAUUGUGAUCACCAUGCGGAGAUCCACUCAAGACGGCUGCGAAUCUGAUAUCAUUACUCUGGUUCUUGUCGUCUGUCUCUUUAUUUCCUGCAACAUUCUGGUAAGUAUGCUUCCACCAGUUCGGAUAUUGAGUAAAAAUCUCAUCGAACACAUUGUUUCUACUUAUUGCGUUGCUUUGAGAAACCACGAAAUUAUAUCUUUUUUUGAACUAGACAGCGUUUUUUAGCCCCCGGUUGAGCUUUUGAUGAAAAUUUGCUGAAGUGUGUUUAAAGACCUCUUGAUUUCGGAACAAGAAGAAAGAAGCUCUCGCAAUAAUUUUUUUAAGUUUAUGAUGCUUCAAGUUUUACAAAACACGGGAACUAUGACGAAUUACAAGCUAUUAAAGCAAAAUCUCGAAAAAAAGAUCGAUUGCAAGACAGAUUAUUUUUUGAAAUCAGAAGGUCUUGAAGUACACUUCAACAAAGAUUCAUAAGAAAUUCAAGCGAAGGCUGAAAAGGCUCUCUAGUGAGAGCAUUGAGAAACCAAAACUCAAAUUUUGGAAGAGGGUAAAUACUUUCAAAAUAAGAAAGGCAAUAAAACGAAAAGAAAUGAGUUUUUCACUUUCUUAUCACUUAUGUUUUCAGCCAUUGACUGUAAACCUUUUGGAACUGCUGAUGAGUUUGGUUAAUCCUUACCUCAUCGACUUGUCAAAUCUCAUGGUGGUGGUGAACUCGUCCUGCAACUUUCUCAUAUACUACGCUUUCGGAUCGAAUUUCCGAAGAACUUUGCGACAUUAUCUGACAAAUGCUUGGAAACGACGACGAGCCUCUCUUCUUCAGAACAAUCGGAUGAAAUUAUGUCUUCCCGCUACAGAAGUUCUCAUUUGA
Messenger RNA from Caenorhabditis auriculariae, 2666 nucleotides. NCBI's taxonomy places the organism in Eukaryota, Metazoa, Nematoda, Chromadorea, Rhabditida, Rhabditidae. The record is from the annotation of a GenBank genome assembly.